AUGUCCCCAACAGGAUCAGCAAGCUGGUGGCCGUGGCAGUCAAGCAUAAUUGCCCACAAGGAUGAAGUCAUUGCCCUGAAGGAUAAACUCAUUGCAGACAAGGAAACGCAGCUGAAAGAUCUCAAGACUCGCGAGGAAAAACUCAUUGCAGAAAAGGAAACGCAGCUGAAAGAUCUCAAGACUCGCGAGGAAAAACUCAUUGCAGAUCUCAAGACUCGCGAGGAUAAACUCAUUGCAGAAAAGGAAACACAGCUGAAAGAUCUCAAGACUCGCGAGGAUAAACUCAUUGCAGAAAAGGAUAAACUCAUUGCAGAAAAGGAUAAAUUCAUUGAAGAAAAGGAUAUACGCAUUGCAGAAAAGGAAACACAGCUGAAAGAUCUCAAGAGCCAAUUGCUGCAACAGGAGAUGCAAAGUCUCCAAGAAUUAUCGCGGGUCAAGGUCAUAGCCAACAACCGAGCUCUGAUUGAGAUCGCCAUGCAACAGUACAAGAGCGACUUGUCUCUCACGAAAGGUUUGGAGAUGUUUGUGAACGAGCAUUUGUUGACUGUAGGCCGUGACAAAACGACAUUGAGUAUGUAUGGCAGAGAAGUCUGUAAUAAGCUGCGAAACUUUGGCUUCGCAGCGAAGGAAGACUUUGUUCAGAAAGAACUUAAAAACCUCAUGCACGAGAUCUCAAAACCUUUACACAGACCGCACGUAUCGGGUAAGAUUUACACAGGGUAUGUGGUUGGAGGGGAACCGCCGCUUGCAGAAGCGCUUGCGAUCGUGAUCUCAAAACUUCAAGAAUGCAAGUUCGUGAAAAACCUGGAUGUCCUGCUGGUCGAUGGGGAAGGGAAAUGCAAGUGCGUGCUGAGUAAUGGAGACAUCGUUGAAUACGGUGAAGCGUAG
This is a messenger RNA of Guillardia theta CCMP2712, 888 nucleotides long. RefSeq lists its product as hypothetical. Bases 1 to 888 code for a protein of 295 amino acids. The transcript has a single exon. NCBI's taxonomy places the organism in Eukaryota, Cryptophyceae, Pyrenomonadales, Geminigeraceae. The record is from RefSeq and is a predicted model, not a curated record.